Molecule: messenger RNA, 5584 nt
Organism: Leopardus geoffroyi (Geoffroy's cat)
Lineage: Eukaryota; Metazoa; Chordata; Mammalia; Carnivora; Felidae
Gene: LIF
Product: LIF interleukin 6 family cytokine
Exons: 4
Coding region: 1705-2313 (202 amino acids)
Biological process (GO): immune response
Cellular component (GO): extracellular region
Molecular function (GO): leukemia inhibitory factor receptor binding; cytokine activity
Source: RefSeq, a predicted model, not a curated record
GACAAGGGGGGAGUGAGCGGACUGCCAUGCCAUCCCCCCCCCCCCCAUGUAAGCUGUCUGAUCUCCCCGUGGUGUCCCUCAAGGGUCUGUAAGUGUGUCCUGCCUCCAUUAUCCUCUCAGCUUUUCUCUCUCAGCCCUGGAGUGUGCCCACUUUCCUCAUCUGUAAAAUGGGGACAAAACCCCCUACCUUACGGGUGAGGUAAGGAUCCUCACCUGGUAGGAAUCAAUGCUGACGUAUAGAGGGCUUGCUGGGUGCCCAGAACUAUGCUGAGCCCUGACACCUCACGGCGAACCCACAGAGUAGGUACCAUUAUUCCCAUUUUAUUGAUGGAGAAACUGAGGCCCCAGGGUGCUCACUUCUCCAAAGUCACCCAGCUCAUAACUGGCAAAGCCAAACCUCCAACCUGGCUCUGACUGAGGCCAAAGUCCACGCUUCAAACCACGAAGCUCCACAACGUCUCUCCACGAGACAUUUGGCACAGAGAGCUUUUGGAAAUUGUGAAAUGCAUUUAAAAGCUACUUAGCAUCUAUUCUGGUGUAACCCUAAGCCAGAUGCUGUCAAGAGUACAAAUGAGUACCAGACCCCAUCCAAGCCCUCGAAGAGCAAGGAAUAAGACUUGUCUCCACUUGAAAGGAGAGCAGGCAGGAUGAGGCAGACUCGAGCCGGUCUGGGCCGUGUGCAGGGGAGACAUCCUGGAAGAAGUGGCCUAUGUGUUCCUCAUCAACCUUUGCUUUCCCCAGAGUGGGAGGUGCUUCUGGUAUCACCGUGGCCUGCAAGCCAGAGGCCUGGGUUCCAGACCCUGCUGUAUUGUCUCUGCAUGGCCCUGGGCAAGUGCCUUGACUUCUCCAAGCCUCAGUUUCCCCAUCUGAAAAAUAAAACACUUGUGACUUUCUAGGAGAGGCUUAUGGAUGGAGGGUAAGAAUCAGCAGAAAAGGAGGCCUGGAUGGCCACAUGCAGCAGACUGUGUUGGACAGAAAGAGACCUGAGGGGCCCAGGGAAGGUCGACACAUGGGCUUACUUCCUGGAGAGGAGAUGAGCAAGUGGCUGGCACAGCCACCUGGAGACAGCACCCUGGGGCCCUGACCUGGCAAUGCCCUGCCCAGGCAGAGAAGGGUCCCAUGUGGACCCUUCCUGUCCCCCUCACUCUGAGGCAGGUCAAAUCCCCAGCAGGCCAGGGUGCAGGAACAGGACAGGCUGGGGAUGAAGUCACAGCUGGAAGGGGCUGAGCUGGGGCUGCCACUCCAGGGUGGGGCCUGGGGUCACGACCCUGGGAGCAUGCAGCCAAGAAGGGAGGAUGCCUUCCGUGAGGAAGCCGAGGGGAAAACACACACACACACACACACACACACACACACAGCGUAGAGAGGGAGGGAAGAAAACAAACUCCAGGAGACCAAAGCUGGCCUGGAGCGCGGUCUGGGCGGCCGAUUCCUGGGGACCGAGGCCACGUUGCAGGCAGCUCACAGCCUGGCGGUUCCAAGACCCUGCCCAAGCUUCCCCCCAGAGGCCGGUGCAGGUGGUGCCUGGACAUGGACAGGAAAGGGAGGCUGGGCCUGGGGUGCCAAGGGGCCCACAGCUCUUGGGGAGCAUGGACCAAGUCAGGCUCCAGUAUAUAAAUCAGGCAAAUUCCCCGUUGAGCAUGAAUCUCUGAAAACUGCCGGCAUCUAAGGUCUCCUCCAAGGCCCUCUGGAGUCCAGCCCAUAAUGAAGGUCUUGGCGGCAGGAGUCGUGCCCCUGCUGCUGGUUCUGCACUGGAAACAUGGGGCGGGGAGCCCCCUUCCUAUCACCCCUGUCAACGCCACCUGUGCCACACGCCACCCAUGUCACAGCAACCUCAUGAACCAGAUCAGGAACCAACUGGCGCAGCUCAAUGGCAGUGCCAAUGCCCUCUUUAUUCUCUAUUACACGGCCCAGGGGGAGCCGUUCCCCAACAACCUGGACAAACUGUGCGGCCCCAACGUGACGGACUUCCCGCCAUUCCAUGCCAACGGCACAGAGAAGACCCGGUUAGUGGAGCUGUACCGCAUCAUCGCUUACCUUGGUGCCUCCCUGGGCAACAUCACCCGGGACCAGAAGGUCCUCAAUCCCAAUGCCCUCAGCCUCCACAGCAAGCUGAACGCCACUGCAGACAUCAUGCGGGGCCUCCUCAGCAACGUGCUCUGCCGCCUGUGUAACAAGUAUCACGUGGCCCACGUGGACGUGGCCUAUGGCCCUGACACCUCAGGCAAGGACGUCUUUCAGAAGAAGAAGCUGGGCUGUCAGCUCCUGGGGAAGUAUAAACAGGUCAUUGCUGUGGUGGCCCAGGCCUUCUAGACAGGAGGUCUUGAAGCAUGCAGUGAGUGACCUGAGAUCUUAGGCUCAGGCAGCUGUCAAACUGUGGCCAGGGCCCAGAGUAUCGCCAGACCCAAGUGGGGACUGCUGGCAGACCCCGAGGGGUUUCUGGCCAGUCCAUUCCCCUCUAGGUGGGCUGUGAUGAAGCCGAGCAGAAUCAAAACACCCAAAGGCAGGGCCUAUCUACAGCGCCAAUUAGAAGAAGGCACCCCUUCCUCUGGGAGACUGCAGCCAGGCACUAGGGUGUCGGGCUGGUCAGGGGAUUAUGGGCUGGACCUCUGUCCCCACUUGUCCCCUUGGCCAGGGACUUUGUGAGAAAACUGUACAAGUUGUCCAUGGUGACCCUGACCAUGGGGCAAGACAGCAGGGGUCAGGGGACUCUCCCAGCCCCGCAGAAUGACCGCCAUUGGUGCCUUUGCUGCCCCUUAAUGUAGGUUUUGGAAGGUUUGACUGGGCUCGGGCAGGCCAGAGGAGCUGGGGUCCUGAGGACUCCUUGGCCCCUACAAGUAUAGCGAGUGGAAGUUAGAGAAGGGAGUUCUGGUUUGAGAUGCUCCUUCUCUUGAGCAUGAUUGGAGAGCUCAGGCCUAGGGACUGGACUAUGAGGCAGAAAGUUCCAGAAUGAGCUUGCUGGCAUUCAGGCUCCUAGGGAGGCAGAGAGGCCACCUUCGGGCCUGGGAAGGAAGAGAGGUCCGGAAAGCUUUGACAAGCUCUCCUUCUUGCCCUCAGGCUUUCCUGAAGCCUGGGAUGGCCAGGGUCUGGUGGGUGGACCUGGAGGUAGGGUUUGUGGAGGUGGGCAGGUGGCAAAGUCAGCUGAGGAGGUUCUGAGGGGACCCAGAUUCUUCCUUCUGGGCAAUGGUCUAUAAGGGAUGGGAAGGACUAGGUAGUUAAGAGUGGCAGCUCACAUUUGGGACCCAGGGAGGCCCUGUGACGUCACACAAAGGUACUUGAGGGGGACCAGAGGUCAUCUCUGUUCCUAGGGCAAGGGAACAGCAGAACCUGAGGUCAGGGUCUCAGAGAAGCCUGAGAGCCAAGAGUGCUGUGUGUCUGACCCAGCAUGAUUGUCUAUUUAUUAUGAUGUCCUAUUUAUAUUAACUUAUUGGUGCUUUAAAUGGCAAAGUUAAUUCCCCUUUCCCUGCUUCCUACCCAACAGAAAUAAUAUGAUGGCUCCUAUAGGAGCCAGGGCCAGGCCUUAGCAGGGACUGGUCCAGAAGUCAAGGAUGUUACAAGUGGAAUAAGCCUUACGGGUGAAGCUCAGAGGAGGGUCAGGAUCUGAGAAAACUGGUCAGCCUUGGUGGGGGAGGGGAGCAGGGGACCCGGCUCCAUACCCCCUCCCAAAUGUGACUUGCUCUGGGGGUAUCAGGAUCCUGGCUGCAAGGCAGGCCGGGCCAGUUUGUGGAGUGGCCAGGGGCCUUCCACAGGGCUGCCAUGUUGGUUGGCUCCAGGGGGCUCGUUCAACUCUGUGUUUUCUGGCACCUCCUGGAAUUGUGAUCAGGGGCAACAUUCGUGGUUGAAAUGGUGCUCCUAGAGCACUGGGUAAGGCAUUCCUGGUGGCCUGCUCUGCUGCUCUUUCCUUGUCCCCAGGCUGCCUCUAAGCCAGCAGUUGAGGGGCUCUGGAACAUCCACAUGCAGUACCCAGCAUGCUUGCACACAGUGGGGAAGCUCCUUCUCGGGUGGCCCAAACACCCACAAAGGGCGAGAGGGCCUGGCUGGACCUUGGGAAGCUGGGGCGGUGCAGGGAGGAGCUCCCUGCUCCAGAGAGGAGAACAGGGAGGCCCUGGGCCGAGGACCAGGAAGCUGUGGUCCCUGCUGCCCCACCUCCCCCCACGCCCCCACCCAUGUCUGGGCUCCCAGGCAGGGAACCCGAUCCUUUCCUUUGUGCUGGGGCCAGGCUAGUGGAGAAACGCCCUCCAGUCUGGGAGCAAGGGAGGGGGUGCGGAGCUGGGGCAGCUGCUAAAAGCAGCAUUCUGGCUUCUUCUCAAACCCUAAGCGGGUGGCGGUCCUAGUGGUUCAGCCAAUGUGAUUACGGUACUUUGCACUCACUUUGCACCUCUCUGUCUUCUCUGAGCACUUUACCCAUGCACACCAGGUGGCAGGUGGUGAGGCAGCAGGUGGGUCCUGACUCCUGGGGCAGGGGGCAAGGCGGGGGUGCAGAGUUGGGAGUUGUCCGUCCCAUUGGCAAGGCUAUUUUGUGGCGGGUGGCAGAGGAGACCACGAACCUCUUUCUGAGGCUGUCUUCAUCUGGGUCACACUCACCCUCAUCCAGUGUCUGAGCCUGCUGCCCUCCCUGCGCUUUGGUGAACACGGCUCAGAAGGCUUGGGGCCAGCUGGGUCCUUAAUCAUCCCAUCACCUUGAGUGCACCGACUCCCAGUGCUGAGCCCACCUGGGCAGCCUCUGAGGCCCAGGGACCAAGGGGAUCUCCUUCCCUGAGCCCAACACGGACCCUCUGCCUCCCUCUUCCUGCCUCUGCCCUUCCUGCCCCUAUUUCCUGCCCUGCCCCUCAGCCCCCAUCCUCAGCUCUCUUUCUAGAACCAAUCCAGAAGACCACUUUGCACAGCAUCCUGGAAUUAUGGAGCUUCUGUGUGGAAAAAGCUUUGCAGGGCAGGAAGCUGUCCUUUUCCUCGUUUUUCAUCUGCUGGUGUGGACCCACACCUGCAUCCUGGGUCAAGAGGAGAAGGGAGAGGCUGUCAGCAGAGGAGGGGGUAGGACAGUCAUUUUGUAAUUUAUGGACAAAGGAAUAUUGGGGACUUUAUUUAUUUAAAAACAUUUUAAACAAAAAGAGCACCGCUGGUUUAUUUGUCUCUCCUCUUCCUCUCCUUGCCCCUCUUUGGGGACUCCCCCAACUCCUUCCUCCUGAAGCAAUCCCACCCCACCUUGCUGACUCUCCAGAAUAGACACAGCAUGUGGGGUUGGAGGCUGGAAUCAAGUGAGAAUUUCCCUUCAGAUGGUACAGAGGUCCUUUUAGAUCACCCCAUCCCCCCCACCUCGAUUCCAGUACCUGGACAUCUCUCCCAUUCGCACUGUUGGCUCCGUUUGUCCCUCCGUGUUUCCCUCCUUCCUUUCUACUGGACAGGACUUGGCCUUGCGGGACAAAUUCCUCUUUGAUGAAUGUACCCUGUGGGAAUGUUUCAUACUGACAGAUUAUUUUUAUUUAUUCAAUGUCAUAUUUAAAAUAUUUAUUUUUUAUACUGAAGGAAUACUUUUUUUUUUUUAAGAAAAAAGAGAAAUUAAUAAAGAAUCUGCUCUUGGCAAGCU